This is a messenger RNA of Suillus discolor, 1062 nucleotides long. RefSeq lists its product as uncharacterized. The coding region runs from base 176 to 835 and encodes 219 amino acids. Lineage: Eukaryota; Fungi; Basidiomycota; Agaricomycetes; Boletales; Suillaceae. The transcript is spliced from 5 exons. The record is from RefSeq and is a predicted model, not a curated record.
AAUGGGACAAGAGCCGUUCUUGGUGCUGCUAGACUAUUCGAAUUCGUGACCCGCGCGCGUUACAACUUGACCUCGAGGCAAUUUUUUCCACUCGUCUCACGCCGACAACUUAUAGGUCGGCCUGCCAUCAAGUACUUCCUCCGGUCAUUCUUAUCUGCUCAUCCCUGUUAUCAAGAUGGCGGGGACACAGAGUAACCUAGACAGCGUUAGGAGGACCGCAAACAUGAUCUCGAGUAGCAUAUUGCCAAAGGCUUCAUCAUCAAAGUUCAAGCCAGCCUUGGGCGUUUCUCACUCUUUCUCAAAUCCCAAUGUUCGCCAAACAUCAGGCUCGAGUUCUCCACUUCCAUCAUUCGCAACACCAAAUUUUGGCAGGAAGAUGAUGAACCCUCGUACAGCACCACUGUCCGCUCCGCUUCACCGGGAUCUAAUCGAUUUAUGUCGUGAACCCACCAUCGAGAUUAUGGAAGGUCCAGUACCCUCUAGAAAGCGUCAGCCCCUUGAUGUUCCCGACGGAGCUCAACAAUCAGCCUCAAAGCGGCUCAAGGAAAGUAAUCGCGUUAACAAAGAAAACAUUUUCCAUACUCUUCCUUUGUCAUCAAAGGGAAUAUCUCGCGCCGUUCCUCGACAAUGGACGCCUGAAAUCCCAAGCGAUGUCGAAGCAUCGAACCCAAACCCUGCUUCAAAUAUGCCAUCUCGCCUUGAUCUGUUUCCUGCACUACCAGCCUCUUCAGAAACUGCACAAUCUGAUGCAGGUACUCAGCUCGUCAAGAAUAUGGACCUAGACUCCGUUUGUUGUCUCUUAUUUUACAUCUCCGUAACUCUGAUAUAUAUUUAACAGCGAUCGCGAGGGUUUCUGGAACUAAUACUUGCCCGAAACCGCGAAGUCCGCGAUUAUUUACUCGCAGCAAUAUCAGAACACGGGAACAAGCCGUUAGACAUUUUCGAAAUCUCGUUUUUAUUGGUUCACAUCGAAGGCCGCAUCGAAGCUAUCCAAGAACGCCUGGCUCGCUUCAACCCUAUCAGCGAGCCGGCUUUAGCUCCAUCCACAUCUAUUCUUGCGCC